Eremothecium cymbalariae DBVPG#7215 is the source of this 2991-nucleotide messenger RNA. RefSeq names its product condensin subunit YCG1 (gene YCG1). Gene Ontology annotation, biological process: mitotic chromosome condensation. The transcript has a single exon. Lineage: Eukaryota; Fungi; Ascomycota; Saccharomycetes; Saccharomycetales; Saccharomycetaceae. Gene Ontology annotation, cellular component: condensin complex; condensed chromosome. Bases 1 to 2991 code for a protein of 996 amino acids. The record is from RefSeq and is a predicted model, not a curated record.
AUGGCAGCAGAAGCUUCCAUGGAACAAUCCAUAUUGACGAAUAAAGAUACAUUGCCCAAUGGUAUCAAUACAACUGAAGAGACUUCAGUGAAUCAAAAAAUCUUUAGAGCCAUUGCUGAAGUGUUCCAAUCUGCCCAGAGCACUUAUGCGGGACAUAGGCGUCACAUCGCGGUGUUGAAUAAAGUUUAUUCCAAGUGCAUUGAGCAGCAGUUACACGAAUCAUUCAACUAUUGGUUUAAUAAAUUGGUGGUAAGGAUACUCUCGUUGAAAAAACAGGAAAUUAUCGGUGAUAGGAUUGUUCGGUUGGUUGCUGCUUUCAUUGCCAGUAAUGAGUUGGCUCUGCAAAAGAAGAGAGCUGAGAAUGGCGGAGAUGAGAAGACGGAACAAAUAUUCGGGGCAUUUUUGAAUCAGUUCAUUAGGUUUUUAUUGCAUGGCAUUGAAUCACGAGAUAAAAAUGUGAGAUAUAGGGUCACUCAACUGCUGGCUGUUAUCAUGGAUAAUAUGGGUGAAAUAGAUGAAGAACUUUACGAUUUGAUUAUAUGGUCAAUGCAGAAAAGGGUACAUGAUAAGGAACCCAACGUUCGAGUUCAAGCUAUCUUUUGUCUGACAAAGUUUCAGGAUGAUGAGCACGAGUCACUGGAUAGCUCUGCUGAUCCUGCAACGGAAAGUUUGGUGCAUGCCCUACAGAAUGAUCCCAGUGCUGAGAUACGUAGGGCAGCCAUGCUCAAUUUAGCUAAUAACAAGAAUACUCAGCAUCUUAUCUUUGAAAGAGCACGUGAUGUUGCAGCUAUAAACAGACGGUUGAUCUACUCUAAAGUAUUGAAGUCUAUGGGCCCUAAGGUUUUCACUCAACUCGAUUCUAGUUUACUUGAUCAGCUGGUACAGUUGGGUUUGGAAGACAGAGACGAGACAGUUAGACAAGCUUGUGGAAAACUUGUUGCAUUUGAUUGGUUAAAUUUGAUGGAUGGUGACAUUAUAGAUUUGUUGGAUAAGUUAGAUGUUACUAAAGGAAAGGUUGCCGAGAAAGCAAUGUGUGCUUUAUUUGAAUAUCGAAGUGAUAUUGUAAACAAAAUUAAGUUUCCUAAAGAUGUUUGGGACAAUUUCAGUAUAAUUACAGUAUUUCUGCUAAAAUCUUUUUAUUAUCACUGUUUAGAACAUGAGAUGAAUGAGCUUAUAGAAGAGAACUUUCCAGAGACCAUGGUACUUUCCAAAUACAUCACAACCUAUAUUAGUAAGAGGUAUGAAAGCAAGGAUGAGCAGUCACAAAUUGAUGAAAAAGCCCUAGAUUUUAUUAUUGAACAACUUCUCUAUAUUGCAUACAAAUAUGACUUUAGUGAUGAAAUUGGAAGACGUGAUAUGCUUAACUUGGUUAGAAAUUUGCUAUUCAAUAAGGAUUUAUCAGAAUCUCUAGUGAAGAUAAGCUUAAAGGUCUUAAAAGUCUUAUCAAUUAAUGAGCGAGAUUUUAUAACAAUGUCUGUCGAAAUUAUUACCGAUAUUAGAGAUGAAGAUAUUGAGAAACAAGAAAACGAAGAAGUGGGUCAUAAUUCAAUUUCUAAGAACAGAAAAGACGAUGUUAUCGAUGAAGAGAAAGACGAGGUGGACGAAGAUAAAGAUUAUUGUGCUGUUGAAUCAUUUCAUUCAGCUGUUGACGACUUGGUGAGUGGUAAUAUUAACGCAUGUGAUUCUAACAAUACUGUUGUAAUAGAAGAAAAACAACCAAGUCCAGAAUCAUUAUUAGUUUGUUUAAAGUUAACACGUUACAUGUUGGAGCUUGUUGAAAAGCCCCUAAAGCAGAAUAUCAUGAUAUCAUCUUUAAUUGAUACAUUAAUUACGCCUGCUGUUAGAAAUACGCAAAGUGAUAUAAGAGAAUUAGGUGUCCGCUGUCUGGGUUUAUGUUGUUUGCUUGAUGUACAAUUGGCGACAGAAAGCAUGUACAUUCUAGGUAUGUGUGUUUCCAAAGGUAAUGUCGCGUUGAAGAAUAUAGCUCUUCAAGUGAUUAUUGAUAUUUUUUCAGUUCAUGGUAGUAAAGUAGUUGAUGGGGAAGGAAAAGUUGACUCAAUAUCAUUACACAAGAUAUUUUACAAAAUAUUAAAAAACAAUGAGCUUGCCGAUUGCCAAACUGUUGCAGCAGAAGGGCUCUGUAAAUUGUUUUUAGGUGACGUCUUCAUAGAUGAUGAUCUGUUUGAAACGCUUGUACUAUCCUAUUUCUCCCCUGCGAAUUCUGGAAAUGAGGCACUGAUUCAGGCCUUUGCCUUUUGCUUGCCAGUUUAUUGUUUUUCCCAUUUCAACCAUCAACAAAGAAUGGCAAGGGUUGCAAGUGACGUAUUGCUAAGGUUAUCAAUGUUGUGGGAUGAUCUCCAAAACCCUACUGAUGGGAGCAACAUGUCUAAGGAUUCAAUGUUAAAGCCUAAUGCUAUUUUUCAACAAUUGAUUAAUUGGACAGACCCUUGUAGACUUGUUGCAGAAGAUGAAAAAAGUGCAGCUACAAACGAAUGCCAUAUAGAUUUUUUGCUUGAUAUUCUUAGGUCUUAUUAUAGAUUUGAAAGAAAGGAUGUUAAGAAAAUGCUAAUCACUAAUCUCUCUAGAUUUAAAGUCACUGGACAACAUAGUGUGGUGAAGAUUAAAGAAGCUAUUGAACAUUUGGAAGAUAUUCUGGAAAAUGACACCACAGACAAGACAUGUAAAAACUGUCUAAAUGCGCUUUUAGAAAAUUAUAAAUCACUGGUACCAGAAGCUGAGGAGCAUAGCAUUAAUACUACAAAGCAGGAGGAUGAUAAUAGUAUAGGUGAAUUUUCGGCAAUAUUGGCAGGUGCUGAUAAUAGCUCUUUGGAUGUGGCUGGAAGCAGCACCCAAUCUGAACUUAAUACCGAAAGCUUUAUAAAAGAUUCAGGGAAUGGGCAAUUACAAAGUGAGAAUACAGAACAGGGGAUUUUAAACACUUUAGACAACCCACCCAGCAGAAAAAGGUUAAGAUCUGCUGAUGAUUCAUAA